Cyprinus carpio (common carp) is the source of this 1909-nucleotide messenger RNA. Its product is annotated as paralemmin-2-like. NCBI's taxonomy places the organism in Eukaryota, Metazoa, Chordata, Actinopteri, Cypriniformes, Cyprinidae. The transcript has 3 exons. The record is from RefSeq and is a predicted model, not a curated record. The coding region runs from base 120 to 794 and encodes 224 amino acids.
AAUCAGUGUGUUUGGAGCAGUGAGUACAAGAGCUGCUGUGAUCAAAGAAGAAAAUACUGAAAGUAUGUGAGCCGUCUCUUGGACCCGCUCUCUCAAACGUGUGUUAGAAAGGGCUUGCCAUGGUCACCAAAGACAACGCUAACUCUGGCUCUGGCGGCAAGACAACCUGUGUGAAGAAGCAAAAGUGUAUGAUGAACAGUUCCCAAAAGGCUGAGACACUUUACAGGGACCCGCAGAAGACCAUAUUUGAACCCAAACUGACCUUAGAGGUCACGGCUGACGAUGCUGGAAGGAAAACGAAUCUGGUCACAGCGAACGGUGUUAUAGAAACGGCUGUGAAUGAAGAGUCGUGUAAUGAAUGGAGCGUUUCCAAUCUCCAGAAUCUGAAAGAGAUGCAAUAUCUGCACCACGAGACUGAGGACAGUCUAAUUGACCCAUCACUGGACGUAGACAAGUCGUCCUUCAUGGGUUUCAUUGACUCUAGUAACCUGGAGAGCUCAGAGGAUGCUCAGACCAUUCCGUGCAUCCAGGUGGAUGUUAAAACGGAUGUGGUGCUGAUCGAUGAGGAUGAUGAUGAUAUGUCUCUAAGGGAGAGGACAGUAACAGAUGUGUCCACUGCAGACGGGAAUGCGGCCGAGCUUGUGUGUGGAGGGCUCCAGUCAAUCUCUGACUCCUCCCACUCUUUAUGUGAUGGGCGGAGUCUAGAGCAGGGCUCGACCAUUGAGACGCCUCAAGAGAAACAGGAGCCGCCCAAAAAACACAAACGCUCUUGUUGCCUCUGUGUUAUCAUUUGAGGUUUCCUCGAAAAAGGGCCAAGAUUACACACUUUUCAAGCAUUUUUUUUUAAAAUCAUUUUAUAAUGUUAGUCAACGAUUCUUGCAUCAAAAACAGUCAGAAUAAAUUUUUUCAUGACCAUUUUAACUCUCUCUCUUACCCUUAGAGUUAAACAAGCUUAUUUUGCUACUCACCUUUUUAAAAGUCAUAAAUUACCUUUUUUAAUUUUUUUAUUCCAUACAUUUUAAAGUAAAAAAACAACUUCCAUUUCCAAGUGAAAGAAUAUUUAAUGAGGAAAAAAUAUAGGGACUUGAUUGUAUUUAUCAUGACAACUCUUUUGUUGACAACUUGUUGUCCAUUUGUCUCCUGUUGGAGCGAAUGCCUGUUCACACCAAGGACAAUAAAGUUUUAAUCAUUCUAAUUCUAUGAGGAUAUUUAACGAUAACGACGCAGAGGAACGAUAUAAUUGGAAUCACAUGGAGAACGAUUAUUUCAGCUGAUGAAUGAUAAAAUCAUUGACAGCCAAUCAGAGUUCCUCUUGUGCAUUUAAAGCCACAGACAAAACAGCAGUGCACUUAUGAUAAACAGAACAUUAUUGUGCAUUAGUGUGGAUGCUAUACUGUAGUCAUCGUUACAGUUAUCUUCAUAGUUAUACUUCUUUGUGUGAACAGGUCCUAAAUUAAUUGUGAGCACAAUCACUGUGAGCAUCUAGUUUUAAGGUGUUGAAUACUGAAUUUGAGCAAAUUUAGGCAGUUUAGGCUAAUUUUGGUGUUCCUGAUUGUUGGGCUGCUAUUUUCCCCAUGCGUCUGGCACAAUAGUGUUUUUGUGAAUUAUACAUUUUGUAUGUAUUUGUCUUUUAUCGCAGUUACGCUGUAACUGUGGGUCUGUGAAAUAUUCAGUGCAGAGCUUUUAAGAGGUCGGAGAGCACUGCUGGGAAUGUGCAGGUACGAUCAGCUGCACAAAACCAGAGGAAAAUUUAAACGUGGAUCCUUCUAGCUAUACAAGCUUGAUUUCAGUCGGUGGUUGACCGAAAUGUGUCACAUUGUGUUGUUAACAGAGCUCCUUUAGAGGCACUAUCUUAUUAUUAUCAAUGUUACAAACCGUUGUGCUGAUUAAUACAUUUAUUUAAACCAUG